Molecule: messenger RNA, 3579 nt
Organism: Eptesicus fuscus (big brown bat)
Lineage: Eukaryota; Metazoa; Chordata; Mammalia; Chiroptera; Vespertilionidae
Gene: CDC40
Product: cell division cycle 40
Exons: 15
Coding region: 37-1773 (578 amino acids)
Biological process (GO): mRNA splicing, via spliceosome
Cellular component (GO): catalytic step 2 spliceosome
Molecular function (GO): protein binding; mRNA binding
Source: RefSeq, a predicted model, not a curated record
CCGCCGGGGCCUGGUCUCCGCCGUUCUAUCGCCGUCAUGUCGGCUGCAAUUGCAGCUCUGGCUGCUUCCUAUGGUUCGGGUUCAGGGUCCGAAUCGGACUCGGACAGUGAGGGCGGACGGUGUCCCCUGCCAGCCGCGGACUCCCUCAUGCACUUGACCAAAUCGCCUUCCGCCAAGCCCUCUCUGGCAGUGGCGGUGGACGCGGCUCCGGAGGUGGCAGUUAAGGAAGAUUUGGAGACUGGAGUUCACCUUGACCCUGCUGUCAAGGAAGUUCAGUAUAAUCCUACCUAUGAGACCAUGUUUGCUCCUGAGUUUGGACCAGAAAAUCCCUUUAGGACACAGCAAAUGGCUGCCCCCAGAAAUAUGCUUUCUGGGUAUGCUGAACCAGCUCAUAUCAAUGAUUUUAUGUUUGAACAGCAAAGAAGAACUUUUGCCACAUAUGGUUAUGCGUUGGACCCUUCAUUAGAUAAUCAAGUAACUACUAAAUAUAUUGGUUCUGUAGAAGAAGCUGAAAAAAAUCAAGGUUUAACUGUGUUUGAAACUGGUCAGAAGAAAAUAGAAAAGAGGAAAAAGUUCAAAGAAAAUGAUGCAUCUAACAUUGAUGGUUUCCUGGGACCAUGGGCAAAAUAUGUGGAUGAAAAAGAUGUAGCCAAACCUUCAGAAGAAGAACAAAAAGAAUUGGAUGAAAUCACAGCAAAGAGGCAGAAAAAAGGCAAACUGGAAGAUGAGAAGCCUGGGGAGGAAAAGACAAUCUUACAUGUUAAAGAAAUGUAUGACUAUCAAGGCAGGUCCUAUCUUCACAUACCUCAGGAUGUUGGUGUUAAUCUGCGGUCAUCUGUGCCACCUGAGAAGUGUUAUCUCCCCAAAAAACAAAUUCAUGUGUGGUCCGGACACACAAAGGGUGUCAGUGCCGUCAGAUUGUUUCCUCUCUCGGGCCAUUUAUUGCUGUCUUGUUCCAUGGACUGUAAAAUUAAGCUAUGGGAGGUUUAUGGAGACAGGCGCUGUCUGCGAACAUUUAUUGGUCACAGUAAAGCUGUUCGGGACAUCUGCUUUAAUACUGCAGGAACACAGUUCCUCAGUGCAGCUUAUGACAGGUAUCUUAAGCUCUGGGACACUGAAACAGGACAGUGUAUAUCAAGAUUUACUAACCGAAAAGUACCCUAUUGUGUCAAGUUUAAUCCUGAUGAAGAUAAGCAAAAUCUCUUUGUGGCUGGGAUGUCUGAUAAAAAGAUUGUGCAAUGGGACAUUCGAAGUGGAGAAAUUGUGCAGGAAUAUGAUCGGCAUUUGGGAGCUGUCAACACCAUUGUUUUUGUUGAUGAGAAUAGGAGAUUUGUGAGCACAUCUGACGAUAAGAGCCUUAGAGUUUGGGAAUGGGAUAUCCCUGUGGAUUUCAAGUAUAUAGCAGAACCCAGUAUGCACUCAAUGCCUGCAGUGACUUUGUCUCCAAAUGGGAAAUGGCUAGCAUGCCAAUCAAUGGACAACCAAAUCUUAAUUUUUGGAGCACAGAACAGAUUUAGAUUAAAUAAGAAGAAAAUUUUUAAGGGCCAUAUGGUAGCAGGCUACGCUUGUCAGGUGGACUUUUCACCAGACAUGAGCUAUGUGAUUUCAGGAGAUGGAAAUGGAAAGUUGAACAUCUGGGACUGGAAGACCACAAAACUCUACAGUCGGUUUAAAGCUCACGAUAAAGUGUGUAUAGGUGCAGUGUGGCAUCCUCACGAAACGUCUAAAGUCAUCACCUGUGGCUGGGAUGGUCUCAUUAAGUUGUGGGAUUAAUGAGAUUAAUCCUUAAACUAUCUAGGAUUAUUUUUGACCCAAUAACCUAUUUAACUAUAUUUAAUUAUUAAAUGUGUUGGAUGAUAACUUGAUUUACAGAUUAUCAUUUCCUUACAUGGCCUUAUAAAGUUGACUCAUUGUUUGAAAAAAAAACUUUGUAAAUUUGGCUCAUGUAAUUUCAUUGGCAACUUUAUUUUGUUCUUUAUAGAUAUUAUUUAUACAGAGAAUGACCAUCAGUUUUCUAUUUGACAAAUAGAUACUCUUGGCAGGCAGCUUUGGGCUUUCCCCAAGACAUACAGAAAAGAUCCCUUUGGAGUCGGGUAAGAACCCCUCGUGGAUUUGGGGUUCUAAAGGCGGUAAUAUAGUUAAUGACAACUCAGAAAGGUACCGUGUACUUCUCUCUUCAACAAAAAGGAAGUAAGGAACAGGGAUGAUAUAAUUUAAUGUGACUGAGAGAAGGAUAAACCACCCACAAUUACUCUUUUAUUCUUGCCAAUGGGUCAGGUUCUAAUCUUUUGGAUUGAGAAGUUCCACUAUUUUUUAUGACACAUGUUGUGUAUUUUUAGUUGUAAGCCAGCAAUCUUCUCUGAUUGCAGCAUUCCUCUAAUUAUUAAACUAAAAUACAAAUCAGCCCAGAGUACUUUCCUUGACUUUCUUCCUGAUCAGUAUAUAGUAAGAGAAUUAUGUUAUUUUUGAAGAUGAAACUCAAGAGAAUGAGUCAGAACUUUGGACUUUAUUUGUAUUUACUGUAAGUAAGAACCUGGCUAUUCUUUCAUAAACCAGGGUCUCUUAGGCCAUUGUUUCACAGAUAUUACUACUGAAAUAUUCCUCUUUGGAGAUAGGGCAAAGAUUAAAAUACCAACUUGUAAUUUCUUUGACAAGUUGUAUGUCUUUAAAAUUAUUCUGAUUUGGUUUGGGAAUAUAUUCAACAGAACUUUUUAAAAUCAGUAAAGUUUUAAACGUCUUUCUAAAUCUUUGAGUAAAAUUGACAACCAGGAAAAUGGCUAGGGUUCCCCAAUUUGAGAAGCAGUGGCUGUGAUUGGGUUUAAAAAUUUGAGAUUGUGAAAUUAAGAUAGCCUCUUGAAUAUAGUAGCUAAUAGCACUUUAGUUGACAAACCAUUUCUCCAGCUUUAUUACAAAUCUGUAUCAGAUGUUUGAAUGUAGUUUGAAAUGUUUCAUUACCAUGCUAGGGAAGAUUGGUCCAUAGCUGCUCAGAGUGCUGACUGGGAGACCAACAUCAUAUUGAGUGAUGAUAUCCUAAGGCAUUAGCUUGGAGUCGUGUGCUAUCAAAGCAGUUCAUACUUCUUGUCCUUAAAAACAUCCAUUUUUAAAAAUUAAUAUCAAAAAAGAAAACUGGUAUAGAUGACCAGGUGCUGUAGCCACAUAAAAGUAAAUGUCAAAGACGAAAAUAGAAAAAUGAUAAAAGUGGUGGAGCCGCAGUUUUGGACACGGAAGCACUCAGAGACGAGAAUACACUGCCUCGCUGCUGCCCUUUCUGCACCUGCCAGGAAGGGUGGCCGCCGUUUCCCGGAGAGGAGAGAAUUCAGACAAGACCUUUACUUUAGUCCCAACCACUGGGUUUCACAAAUGUGAAUUAAUCACAUUUGAUUAAUAAUAAAAGAAUCGUAUAUUUAAACUAUCUUGUUCAGCACCAGUAUUGUGUAUGUUACAAAUCAUUUCUAAAUCUGGCUUUAUUUUAUUGUGUUUUUGACUGUUUCUAAACUAAGCAACUGUGUAUAAAAGUUGUCUCUUUUUUAAAAAAAGAAAUCCUAUUUUUAAAUAAAGCAUUUUUUAUAAAACGUGUUA